Trypanosoma rangeli is the source of this 486-nucleotide messenger RNA. RefSeq lists its product as uncharacterized. The record is from RefSeq and is a predicted model, not a curated record. The transcript has a single exon. Bases 1 to 486 code for a protein of 161 amino acids. Lineage: Eukaryota; Euglenozoa; Kinetoplastea; Trypanosomatida; Trypanosomatidae.
AUGCUGCGUCGUGGAGUUCGCCACUGCAUCCGCCAGGAACCCCAGGUGAUUGGGGCGGCUGUGCCGUCGUUUCGCCACUUUCCAUAUAGGGCGCAGGAUGUUCUGCACCUUUACCGCGACUUCUUGCGUCUCAUUCACCAAUAUCCCCCACAGGAGAGGGCCGACCUCCUUUUUCGCUUACACAAUGAGUUCCACCGUAGGCGGCACCUUGCAAGCCCGAAAAUGAUUACUGCCGCCAUCAAGCGGGGUGAAGGCAUUUUGAAUGUGCAGCGUAGUAUGCUGGAGUCCAGGACGCUGCGGGCUCGCGGUGUCUCGUCGCGAGAGCACGGCGCGCAAAACGUGGAUGGCUUGUGGGAUCAGCUGCAAAUUCUCUCAGGACACGUGCUUCCGGGGCUGCGGAACUUUAGACCCUCUCGAGACGUGCUGAAAGGGUCCUACACGCAGCAAGCCACUACGCAGGCCGUCUACUCACGGAGAAAGUUAUAG